GAUGUGAUCCUAUUUUUGAAAGUUGUAACCGUUCGAUGGCUGAGACAAUGGUCAUCAUGCAACUUAUUAAAGUUAUGUUGAUGGAGUUGUUGGUCAAACGAUUGGUCAGAGAAAGGAAAAGUGUGUUGGUUUUUUCCGGCGUGAGGGGGCACGCGAGUCCCCGCCGCAGCGACUCCAGACGUAUAUAAACUUUAAACGCCAGCUUCACCGUAUCAGUUGCUCAGUUGCCUCUUUCCAGUGGGUGCUCUCACCAACACAACAGUCUUAGUGCUUCAACCGCUGCGGACCACCGCAUGGGGAUACCAGCUACAGCUGCAACAAACAUGAUUCUUCCCCUUUUUCUAGGCUUAUUUGUCGGCCUUUGUGUCGCUGACAAUGAGGCUGCACCAAGCGAGAAUGUGCUGGUGCCUUUGGUUCCCGUUGAACUAGAACCUGCAGCGGCACCCGCUCACGCAGUCUACCACUUAGUAAAUGAGGCAGCCGAUGCUGCAGCUAACCUAGAUAAUGUAGAAAAUGACAGCAAAGGUGCUGGCUCAGUGACGCACCAUCACUACCACUCUGGUCAUGUAGACCACAUACACAAGCAUGAAGGUCAUGCGGGCCAUCACCACAAGCAUCACGGUCAUGCUGAGCACGGUCACAAGCAUCACGGACACGCCGAGCAUGGACACAAGCAUCACGGACAUGCACACCACGCACACAAGCAUCAUGGACACGCUGAGCAUGGACACAAGCAUCACGGACAUGCCGAUCAUGGUCACAAGCACGAAGGUCACUUUGGACAUGGACACAAGCAUCACGGACACGCCGAGCAUGGACACAAGCAUCACGGACAUGCUGAGCAUGGACACAAGCACCAUGGACACGCCGACCAUCAACACAAGCAUCACGGACAUGCAUCACAUGGACACAAGCACCACGGACAUGCCGAACAUGGACAUAAGCAUCAUGGACAUGCCGAGCACGGUCAUCAUCACGGAGGACACUUUGGCCAUGGACACAAGCACGGUGGACACUUUGGUCACGGACACAAGCAUCACGGACAUGCCGAACACGGACACAAGCAUCACGGACAUGCUGAGCACGGACACAAGCACCAUGGACAUGCUGAACACGGACACAAGCAUGAGGGUCACUUCGGUCAUGGACACAAACACCACGGACAUGCUGAGCACGGACACAAGCACCACGGACAUUUCGGUCAUGGCCACAAGCACCACGGACAUGCCGAACAUGGACACAAGCACCACGGACAUUUCGGUCAUGGACACAAGCAUCACGGACAUGCCGAACAUGGACACAAGCACCACGGACAUGCCGAGCACGGACACAAGCAUCACGGACACUUUGGUCACGGACACAAACACGGUGGACACGCUGACCAUGGUCACGCUCAUCACACUCCUGACGAUCAUGGUGCAGGUCACGACGCAGCCCAGAACGAAGGGCUUGGCGCAUUCUACUCGGCCGGAGACGACCGCGCAUAUGACAGCCUGCUGACGGUGGGAGGAGCGGGAGCGGCAACGGGAGCGGGAGCACCGGCGGCAGCCGACAGCGGAGAGACUUUCCAGAUCCCCGAGCUCGAAGGCCUCGCAAUCUACGAGCCAUAAACGCUAAGCCAACAUGCUUAGACGCUCCACAUCAAAAUUAUUUUACGUUGUACAAUAAGCUAUUCUCCGCCGAGCGACCAAGUCGAUCAACGAAGUCGCGGGGAACUGCUGGGCGAUCUAGUUACCAAAAAUCAUGUUACGAAGGUAUGAGGAAUAUCUGAAGAGUAUUAUUGUUAUUGCCAAUUGAUGAUGUUACCGCUCCGGCCGAUGACUGAUCAAGAAUGCCAUCUUGAAACAUUUCCAUGUGCACGGCGUCUGUGUUGCUCUUGUUGACUAAUUCUACGACUAUAUUUAUAAUUUAUACACGAUAAGGUGAAUCACAUUACAAUCAUAUCACCAACAGGCAUCAAUAUCUGCACACAACCAAUACGAUAUGUGAUUCUAGUACUGCCGUAUCUUUUUUAUUGUUUUAUAUUGUUUUGUUAUUGAUAAUAUCCACCAUGAAAUAAACGUAUUCAUUCAUAUAUUUUA
Nilaparvata lugens (brown planthopper) is the source of this 2081-nucleotide messenger RNA. RefSeq names its product histidine-rich glycoprotein-like. The transcript is spliced from 3 exons. The record is from RefSeq and is a predicted model, not a curated record. Lineage: Eukaryota; Metazoa; Arthropoda; Insecta; Hemiptera; Delphacidae. Bases 294 to 1610 code for a protein of 438 amino acids.